AUGAUCUCGAUUUUGAAGUCGUGGUUCAUGCAAGAUGAUAGCACGCCAGAAACUUGCAUGGAGAAAUCAUCAAUUCCCUCAGAGAAGAAACCAAACUCCCCACAAUAUCUUCCAAAAAGACCGCCAAAGGACCUAUUAUCAGUUUACGAAGAAUGCAAGCUAGCACCAAGAGACUUUCGAGUAUUCCUCAUGGACCCGUCCGAAUCUCCGGACUCGCCAAUCGUUGGCCAUCUUUGCAAAUUACCUCUCAACAGCGCCGGAAGCUUUGAGGCUUUGUCGUAUCGCUGGGAAGGAUCUUUUAAGAACACAAUCGAUGUCAAUGGAGCUGAACUUGCUGUGACGGAGAAUUUGUUCUUGGCCUUGAAAGCACUGCGAGCCGAGAGCGGUGGACUACCAACGCCUCUUUGGGUCGACAGCAUUUGCAUCAAUCAGAUGGAUGUCGUCGAGCGCAGUCAACAGGUUCCUCUGAUGGGUCAGAUUUAUUCCAAAGCAUCCCCUGUUAGGGUAUGGCUUGGCGAAGAGUGCUCAGACGUGAAAGAGGCAUUCAAACUAGUCCACGACUGCGGCGAAUGCUCACCGGCGGAUGCCGUGGCGCGGGUUCUUCAGGACGAAGCAGGGGCAAGGGCCCUCAAUGAGAUCCUGCAUCGGUCUUACUGGGACCGUAUGUGGAUGUUCCAAGAGAUUGUCCUCGCGGGACGAGUCACUGUUCACUGCGGCAGCUAUGAAGUCCCAUGGACCUACUUCAAGUGGCUUCAAGAACUCUCCGGAUAUGCUGAGCUCUGGUCAGAUGCUCAAAUCGGGCGUGGGUGGAUCCUCGACCUUCGGAAAGCGCUGUUGAGAAUCUCGCUUUUCGCUAUCCCUCGGGAAGAAGCUCAGGAUAUCAACGCGGUCAUCAUUCAAACACGGCACCUUCAUUGCCAGGACCCAAGGGAUAAGCUUUACGCCCUCAUCGGUGUCUGCAAGGCACUGAGUAGGAAACUGAAAGUCGAUUAUUUGGCUCCCGCACGGGACGUGUACACCUCAUUCGCGAAAGGUGAGAUCGAGGCUGGCGGUGAGCUGUACACGAUUCUUACUGCUGGUCUGUAUAACCCUGGGGACGGCGAUGACCUCGACCUCCCUUCUUGGGUGCCUGAUCUCCGUGGAACGACUACCGUCGACACCAGGUACAUAGGUGGUGCUUAUCUUGAGCUUUUCAACGCGGACAACAACAAUGGCAAUGAUCCGUUCUUUGUGUUUUUUGAAGAGUCUGGUCGUAACAUCCUCCAGGUUGAAGCGCUCUUGCUUGAAACGACCAUGGAAGCUUUGCCUUUUGAGAUCAACGAGGAGGCAAAGCGCAGCAAUUUGCUGAGUACCUUUUGUCUAAUAGACGGGGGCGACUUUUCGGUGCCCAAACUUCGUCAAUUCUUUCAAGUCGCGGUGUCAGAGAACUCAGCAUUCUAUGGACACAAAGUCGACUCUGAUGGGACUCUGAAGGAGAGAAUGGAACGUCUGAUUCUCGGCUUCUUCGGAGAUUUGCGGCGCCUCCAUGGAUCUCACCCAGCCUUUGACGAGUUUCUGAGGUCGUUCAACAUUCAUGGCCUCGAUAUGAUACCUUUACAGUCUCAGAGCUUGUCCCCAGACUCAGCCUGCAAUGAUCUUCACCGCAAUGAGCUAGAGUAUCUGCAAAGAACACUACUACAUGGAGAUAGCCGCGACUCCACCAUGUUCAACACCAGCAGCGGAAUCUGA
Molecule: messenger RNA, 1728 nt
Organism: Diaporthe citri
Lineage: Eukaryota; Fungi; Ascomycota; Sordariomycetes; Diaporthales; Diaporthaceae
Exons: 2
Coding region: 1-1728 (575 amino acids)
Source: RefSeq, a predicted model, not a curated record